UUAUCUCCCUGCAGUCUUUGGUGGACGAUGGUGGUUGUGUGAUUCAAUCUUUUGCAAAGGUUUUGCGUAGAGUUUUUGCAAAAACUGAAUAACCACAAAGGUAUACAGUUCAUUAAGUCGAACUAAAUUAACAAUUAAGUUUAGUAUUUGAAAAGUAGUGGUUGAGUAAGUUUUGUUGGGCAGAACUUGCAAAUUGAAUUCAGGCUUUCAUAAAAGUUUCCAUAAUACUUAAUCUCAAAUCCUCGAUCUUUCCUCUCUCUCUCUCGUGCAUUUUGUCCGAGAAUACUCUUAUUUUCUUCGUUGGAGGCUUCUACAAGGGUGGAAAGUGGGGGUAGGCAGGCAGCACAGGGCAUCUUAACUCAGUGAAGCAAAAGGAUGGGCAAGUUUCCAGAAUCAAUUUUGUGGAUUAUUCUAGUCAUUACAACAUUGCUCGACGUAGCUUCCUUAGUCCACUCCCACCAGAUUCAGUACCCGAGCGUGAAACGGGACGAGAGCGUCGUGGAUGAUUAUCACGGAACAAAAGUAAGAGACCCGUACCGAUGGUUGGAAGAACGGGAUUCGGAACAAGUCUCAGAAUUCGUGGGGGCACAGAACGAAUUAACUUCCACGUACUUGAGCGACUGCAAGCAACGGAGAAAGUUCAACGAAAGUCUCACCGAGUUGUGGGCCUACCCCAAGUACGGCCUACCCGAGAAGAGAGGAAGUCGCUACUUUUAUUUUGCCCAGCAGCGAGGAGGCGAGGUUUUACAUGUUCAGGAGAACAAGGAAUCAGCUCCACGCGUUCUAAUAAACAGAGAGCAAAACAGAGUCUUGGCAUUCCCCAGUUUCGGAGUUUCGAGAAAUGGUGAACUUGUAGUGUACCAGGAAAUCGGUGACUCUGAAAACUUGAGAAUCCUCAAUGUGUCCACGGGGAAUGUCUAUCCAGAAGUGUUACACGAUGUUAGAAACGCUCAAGUUGCUUGGGACAAAGACAGCCGUGGCUUCUUCUACUUUUCUCACAGGAAAAAUGAAAAACUGUCGGCUGAAGAAGAUGAAAACCCAUCACCAAAUAUUUACUACCACAGAGUAGGAACUAAAGCAGAUAGCGAUGUGCUAGCUGUCGCCUAUGCAGACUUUGAAAAUGAGCCCAACUUUGUGGACAUGGAAACCUCAGUUGACGGGGACUUUCUCUUUUUGAGAACUCGAUCUUAUGAUGAAACACGUCGAGCUCUCAAAACCAACUCAACUUUCUACAUUGUCAACCUUGCAAAGUUCCAAGAAACAGAAGCAGUAGGCGUCACUGAACGACUGCAAUUAGUUCCGGUCAUUACUAAGCGAAGCACUGCUUUUCUGAAAUACGUCACAAACGUUGGCACACUCUUCUACUUUAGGAGUCGGAUCGGGAACAAAAAUUAUAAGCUUAUUAAAAUUGAUCUGACCAACCCAUCGGAAGAAAAUUGGAGAGUGGUUGUGGAUGAAAAUAUAAAUUACGUUUUGCAAGGAGCAACCGCAGUUGAUAAGUCGAAGGUGGUUUUGAGCUACACCUCUGACAAGCUUAGCUCUUAUGCCGAGUUGCGAGAUUUGGAGAAUGGGUCAUUGAUCAGAAUGUUUGAGUUAGAUCAUAGCCCGUAUAAACUUCUAUCGUUUUCCGGCCACAUAGACGAUUCUGAAGUGCUUUUCCGCUCGACUAAGCUGGAAGGACUGCCUGAACUAUUUUAUUUUGAUGUUCGAGAUCCCAAAGGACCAAUUUUUUUGAAGCGACUUGUACAACAACCAACACUGAGUCGAUAUGAUCCAUCCACCUUUGUAUCACAAACGGUGACAUAUCCCAACGUCGAGGGUGAAAGCGUGGAAAUGAUUCUAAUGCAUAGAAAGGACCUGAAACGGGAUGGGUCUGCCUUCACAUUCAUUACAGAAAGAGACUUCACCUUGGACUUUUACUUUGGGACUUACUUGUCCUUAUUAAAAGACUUCAAUGCAGUUGUCGCCUUCCCUCAUUUGAAGGAGAAAGGAAGUGGAUUCAGAGAUUCUUCCUUGGAUGAUUUCAUUGGAGCUGCAAAGUAUCUCGUGGAACAUGGGUAUUCCAACGGCUCAAGAAUUAUUGCGCGAGGAGACCAGAAUACUUUUGGCCUUUUUGUGGCUUCUGCUGUCAAUAAGCAUCCCGAGCUAUUUGGAGCUGCUCUCCCAUCCUUGGCAGCUUUCGACAUGCUGAGAUUUGAUGUGGCCACCAAUUCCACAGCAGGAUUGACUGAAGAUGUGGAAGAGUUUAAGAGAUCUUAUGGGAUUUCACCCUUGCAUAACAUUCAUCUUUCUGCUAGUCAGUAUCCUGGAAUUUUUGUCACGACUUCUAAUGAAUACCCCAUUCCACUAGCUUACAAGUAUGUGGCCCAACUGCAAUAUACCCUUGGCCACGAGGUUCGACAGACGAAUCCUUUCUUAAUGAGAGUUGUGCCAGAACCUGCAGAGCCAACUGAUCCUGGCUUCGCGAAAUAUCAUAUUAACAGAGAAAUUGAAAUUCGUUGCUUCCUUGAAAAAACCGUUGGACUUGAGUUUAUUUAGACAUGAAUUUCAAAAUGUUGUAUUUAUUUAUGUAUCUCUCCAUGUACUACUUUUAUCGAAAAAUAAAGUAUACAUUUCUAAAUGACUAUAAA
Folsomia candida is the source of this 2630-nucleotide messenger RNA. RefSeq names its product prolyl endopeptidase. NCBI's taxonomy places the organism in Eukaryota, Metazoa, Arthropoda, Collembola, Entomobryomorpha, Isotomidae. The record is from RefSeq and is a predicted model, not a curated record. The transcript has 13 exons. Bases 376 to 2538 code for a protein of 720 amino acids. Gene Ontology annotation, biological process: proteolysis. Gene Ontology annotation, molecular function: oligopeptidase activity; serine-type endopeptidase activity. Gene Ontology annotation, cellular component: cytosol.